UUUAUUUUAUUCAUUCAUUACUUUUCUUUGUCAAAUUAAUUAUAACUUUUUUCUUUAAAAUAUUACUAGAAAUUUAUUUAGCCCAUCAUACACUUUUUGGAAGCUCAAUUAGGACGACUGAAACUGAAUUUUUAUUUGAAUUAAUUAUGCAAGAAAUGAACUCUGCUUUUCUUUUGAUGGUCGAUCCAUGUUCAAUUCCCACUACUCAUGGCCAACACAUUAGAAUCUUCAAUUUGCACGACGGAAUUCAACAAAUUGUUGGUUAUUGCAUACCUGUAAACCAAUGUGGCGGACUGUUUAAAAGUAUUCCAACGGCACGAGUCAUCAAAACAGUAGAUACAGUCGCACCAAACGGUGAUCAAUUGCUUACUAAAUUCAAGUUUGUUUUUCCCCCACUGAAUGUUGUGCCAAUGCAUGAUGAGGAAUUUCAAGAGAUGAUUAAGUCUCGACCAUUGCCGUUCAAAGGGGUAAGUGCGAAAAAUCGUUUCUUUGUGCGUCCAAUCCCUCAAAGUCCAACGCAAAAGCGGCCACAAUUUGAUGACAGUGCAAUGAAUUACGUGACGGACAGAUUUAAGCUGCAUUUGAAUCCUCAUUUGAUCCCAUAUAGAUUGCCUGAUGGCUUAGACUGUUUCAUUCGUUUGGAGCUUGCACAACAUUGUAGACAUGAUAUUUACUCGCAUGGAGGCACUGAUCAACAGCCUGUUCAACGAAAUCAUCAACAUAAGUCGCGCCAUCAACAUCAAUUUUCAAAGAUGAAUUGUAGAAUUUCUAUUCCAACCACUCAAUUAUUUUCAAACGCGGCAUCAAGCAAUUAA
Messenger RNA from Meloidogyne enterolobii, 815 nucleotides. Lineage: Eukaryota; Metazoa; Nematoda; Chromadorea; Rhabditida; Meloidogynidae. The record is from the annotation of a GenBank genome assembly.